Python bivittatus (Burmese python) is the source of this 2338-nucleotide messenger RNA. RefSeq names its product RBBP8 N-terminal like (gene RBBP8NL). NCBI's taxonomy places the organism in Eukaryota, Metazoa, Chordata, Lepidosauria, Squamata, Pythonidae. The record is from RefSeq and is a predicted model, not a curated record.
CUAGCAUGACUUGAAAGAGUGACAAAGCUGCAGAAAUCAGGAGGGAGAAGAAAAAGAAAAUAAGAACGACUGAGAAAAAGAGAGAGGUGGGGGGAAAGAAAGAGAGAGGAUCGUGAACAGGAUGCAGCAGUUUGAUACUACAAGCUGAACACUGGCAGAAAACUGAUCUGAAACCAUCUGAUCUGAUUUCUUUCUCCCCACCUUGGGCCCAUCCAUGUGACGAUACAGGGAACAUGUCUACAGAAAAUUUUGCCGAAAUCUUGAACAAACUCAAGGAAACACACGAGAAAGAAGUUCAAGGCCUGCAAACCAAACUGAAUGAACUAACCAAUGAGAAAUGUCGAGACAACCAAAGAAUUGAAGAGCUCUUCACCAAAAACCACCAACUACGUGAGCAGCAAAAAGCUCUUAAAGAAAACGUGAAAGUCUUGGAAAACAGGUUACGAGCUGGGCUUUGCGACAGAUGCCAAGUGACCCAAGAACUUGCGAAGAAGAAGCAACAUGAAUUUAGGAAGGCCCAUUUUCAAAGUCUUCAACACAUCUUCAUCCUAACUAAUGAAAUGAAUAAGCUGAGAGAGGAAAACAAGAGCCUGAAAGAAGAGCUGAAGAGGUUGUGUGGCCCAAAGGACAGACCGAAGGCUUUCAAAGGGGAGUCCAGAGAAGGGAACUCCGCCCCGGACUUGUCUUCGUCUUUACUCUCCACCCGAAGCAGGAAACUGAGUGCUGGAAAAAACAUGAGCCAAGAAACAGAAGAGGAGUAUCACGAGCCACUGGAAGGAGAUCAAUCUCCUGAACACAGACAUUCUCCAGAAAGCAGGGUCUCCCCUAACAUCAUUCUCCAGGGAGAACGUGUUCUGGAUAUGAGCUCGCAGAAGAGAAUCAACCAAUUGCAAGGAACAAUUGAGCUGAUGAGAGCGGGCUCCCGAACCUCUUCUCAAGAAGGAGAUUACCCAGAAAGUGGUUCCCCACCCCUUGCAAGGAAAACACCACCAUCCCCUCACUGCGACCAAAGUCCCAGCUUUGAAGCUUUUUUAAGGCCCAACAAAUCAGAUUGCUGUGCCUAUCCCUCGUCUUAUGAGAACCUGAGGUUCAGCAAAAAGGAACAGCUCUAUCUCCUCAACCAAAGCUUUGCUCUGCAUCAUCUCGGCCUCCGGAGUAAUUCCACCAGCAGGGAGGGCGAGUUCCCUCACCACCUAUUACUGGCCAAGGAAGUAAGCAGUCGAAUGAAGUCCCAGGAGGAGUGGGAAGACCAGGCUACCAUCUUGGAACUCCCUGGUGCUGUGCUGUACAUGAAGGACCGGCAUCUGGAAAACAGGCUCCAGUUUCUUAAUAGCCCGGAGAAACUCCGCUGCUUGUUGCUACAGCCACAGCAGGAAGGGAAAGGUAGAACAGAGGACAGUUCCGAUCACACUUGGUGUCAGACCCCUUCCGUAUUACCAAGCGUUGGCAAAGACUGCAAAAAGGAAAGGCUGUGUCCAGAAGAUUUGAUGGAUGAUGCAUUACAGAAGCAGUUCCAGGUCAAUAAAGAAAACCUGGAUCAAGGAGAGAAAGCCACAUCUGUGCAGGAUUAUCCCACAGAAACACCCCUGGACUUAUCAGAUUAUGGAAGGGGAAGAGAGAGUGGCACCAACUGGCACCAAUCCUCGGUGAAACAUGAAAGGCAAAGUCCAGGUAGAGAUGAGAAUGAAGACUCUGUUGUUCAGAAAACCUGUUUGUCCAGCUGGCUCUGCACAGCCCAGAAACACCAUCAUGGGAGCAAACAAUUGGAACAAUUCACUGCCAGAGCCAAGGAAAACACAGCAGUUUCUCUGGUAUCUUUGCCACAAGAACUUGCCAUGUCCAAGCCAUCUUCACAUGACUCCACUGCUGACACAGAAGUAAAGAUGCCUUUUGGAGCGGAGAAUCAAGACACUAAGCAGCCAGAUAAUGGCGAUACUGACUCACUAAAGGAUGACUCUGAUGAGCCUGACGUAUCUGAGAGUGAGAUGGUUGGUACUCGUGAAGACAAAGGUCUCCAAGGAGCUUCUGUAAAAGAAGAACACUGCUGUGCAACUGAGAACAUGGAGCAUUUGCAAAAGAAACGGAAAAGGGGACAUGACUCAUCGGCAAAAGCCUACAAGAAGUCAAUUCAAGGAGGACAGAAUGGUAAAGCCAUCCAAGUCCCACCUGGCCCACAAGAUACAAAGGAAAUGGCAAACCACAGUCCUGCUUUCAGACAUGAGGACCAUGAGGAGACAUAGCUUGAAAACACUUCUUUAUUUGGACCUAUUUUGUAGCCUAAGCUGCAAUCAAAUACAGUGGAACCUCAGGUUACGAACGCUUCUGUUAACGAACUUUU